AUGCUGUUUGACCAUCCAUUAUUCUCAAAACUCCAGGUGUUCAAUGUCGUCUUGGGACUGCUGUCCCCACGCAGAAAGGAUAUUUUAUCCACAAAUGUGGGAAUCCAAAACUUCUCUGUCGUGAAGUCAACAUUUGAGGAGGACAUAUCGAAGGACGGCUUGAGCGAUUUAGAAUACGUUACACAGACUGCAGAGGCUAAGAUUCCAAGCAUCUUAGAGCAGCUCAAUAAUGAAAAGAACGUGGUUAUCGUUGCAGAUACAAUUGUGUCCUGUCAGGGCAAGGUUUAUGAGAAGCCAGGAACUCCGGAGAGACAGAUGGAAAUGCUCAGGAUUUUUCGUGAAGCCAAGCAUGUAAAAGUGAUCACUUCUGUCCACGUUGUUGUAACAGGCGGAAAAGAACCUAAAAGGGUAUCUGGUCAUGAGGUCACUGAUCUACAGUUCAAUGGCGACCUUUCAGAUGAGGAGCUACAACAUUAUGUGAACUGUAAGGAGGGCUUGGCGGUCGCUGGAGGAUUCCAGUACCAGAGCAUUGGCAAUCUUCUAUUUACGGGUCUUCAAGGUGACUAUUUUAACGUGGUUGGGCUUCCUGCGGCGAAAACAUUCUCUUUGCUUUGCAAGGCAGUCUGA
Molecule: messenger RNA, 627 nt
Organism: Candidozyma auris
Lineage: Eukaryota; Fungi; Ascomycota; Pichiomycetes; Serinales; Metschnikowiaceae
Product: nucleotide diphosphatase
Exons: 1
Coding region: 1-627 (208 amino acids)
Molecular function (GO): nucleoside triphosphate diphosphatase activity
Source: RefSeq, a predicted model, not a curated record